Messenger RNA from Fusarium poae, 1065 nucleotides. RefSeq lists its product as uncharacterized. NCBI's taxonomy places the organism in Eukaryota, Fungi, Ascomycota, Sordariomycetes, Hypocreales, Nectriaceae. The record is from RefSeq and is a predicted model, not a curated record. The transcript has 6 exons. Bases 1 to 1065 code for a protein of 354 amino acids. Gene Ontology annotation, molecular function: nitronate monooxygenase activity.
AUGAGCCCUUCACAGUUACUUAGCCGGUUUCCUUGGGCGGCGAGUCCCCUCAUUAGCAAUGCACCGAUGCUCGGAAUAGCCACACCUCGCAUGACUGCCGAAGUCACCAAGGCUGGUGGUCUUGGCUUUCUCCCUUGUGUGGCCUUCAUUGAACCCGACUCGGAGCAUGUCAACAGGCUUGCGGAUCACUUUGAUGAGGUGCGGGCCCUCCUUGGGGCUGAUCGUUCAUCUGAUUGCACACUCCCAGUUGGUGCAAGCUUCAUAACUAGUCAUAGCUCUAUAAGCCACUUCGAGGAGACGGCGCUGCCGCUCAUAGCCAAGAAUCGUCCAGCAGCGGUAUGGCUCUUUGCUCCGGAUGGUGAUCUUAAGCCUCACAGCAAGAUUAUCCCUAGCCUCAAGAGACUCGAGCAUCCUCCUGUUGUGUUUGUGCAGGUCGGAAACGUGUCCGUAGCGCGAGAGGCAGUGAAAGAUGGUGCAGAUGUACUCGUAACUCAGGGUGUUGAUGCUGGUGGCCACCAAUUUCGUCAAGGCUCGGGUAUCGUGAGCUUGGUCCCGGAAGUGAGUGAUAUGCUGAACAGAGAGUUCCCCGAUAGAGGUAUAUCUAUUGUGGCUGCGGGAGGUAUUGCUGAUGGGAGAGGCGUCGCUGGUGCUUUGGCUCUGGGCGCUGAGGGUGUCGUGAUGGGAACCAAGUUCACUAUCACGCCUGAGUCAAACUAUCCGGAGAUCCGAAAGCAAAAGGUUCUUGAGGCUGUAGACGGGGGUGUAUCCACGUUCAAGUCUACCUUCCAUGACAGGAUAACCAACAGCCCGCUCUGGGGACCUCUUUAUGACGGACGUGCCAUCGUUGGUCCUAUCCACGAGAAGUUUAUCGCAGGAGCGAGUCUGGAAGAGUGUCAGCAAAGUCUCAAGGAAGAUUAUGACGAAGAAGAAGCUCGCUAUAUUAUCAGUACUUGGGCUGGAACUGGAGUUGGGCUUAUUAACAAAGUACAGCCCGCAGGCGAAAUUGUUCGCGAGGUUCGCGAGGAGGCCAAACGUGAGAUACAAAGAGCAGCUGGCUUGGUCUAA